GUCGCGGAGAGCCUUUGAACAACAUGGGGCCCUACUUUCGGUACUUGGCGUUCGCCAUGGAGUCCAGGCCAUACAGGCAUCACGCCGUAUUUACGCCUGUGACAACUCACUGGAGCAGCUGGGGCAAGAAGACCGACGUGGCAUAUCCCGUGUUUGUGAAUCCCAG
Messenger RNA from Ostreobium quekettii, 166 nucleotides. Lineage: Eukaryota; Viridiplantae; Chlorophyta; Ulvophyceae; Bryopsidales; Ostreobiaceae. The record is from the annotation of a GenBank genome assembly.